Humulus lupulus (European hop) is the source of this 2160-nucleotide messenger RNA. RefSeq lists its product as uncharacterized. The transcript has 6 exons. Bases 316 to 1896 code for a protein of 526 amino acids. NCBI's taxonomy places the organism in Eukaryota, Viridiplantae, Streptophyta, Magnoliopsida, Rosales, Cannabaceae. The record is from RefSeq and is a predicted model, not a curated record.
GAAAGUUAAUUGAGAGCAUUCAACUGCUACUUUUUCCCUUUUUCUUCUUUUUUAUUUUAUAUAAUUAUAUUCCUUUGAAUGGAAUGGAAUGGAAUAAACAAAAGUAGCUUGAAUGUCACGCUUGGAAAGUUGCAGUUUUAGCUCUGUUCUAAUUGUGCUUUUUAUUGACAUAAUUACCUUGUGAAUUUUCCUCACUAAAACCAAGGCAUUUGUCUCUCUCUAGAUAUAUAUAGGUGAAGUAGCAGUACUAGUAGUGCCUAAUCUCACAUGGUUCGUCUUGCUUGACUGUAUGCUCUUUUUCAGUGGGGAACAAACAUGGCGGAGGUAAGAGGAUCCAACACGUGGCGAGACGAGUUCGCCAGUUUCAUCGAGGACACCGGAGUACGGUACGCCGCUGAUCCUAUCCUUCUCUCAACGCCGUCGUUUGAUACAGAAACGAUACCGACCGAGUUCGUCUCCUCCUCCGACGAGCCGCGAAACGACAAAUCGGAGGAGGCUCCGGCCGAGAGCCUGAAGGAACAGGUGAAAGGCUUCGCCAUUGCUUGGGGCGAGAUUCUCUUGGAUUUGGGGAGAGGAUGCAGGGACAUUGUUCAGCAGAGCUUCCUGACUGAAGAUUCGUACAUUGUGCGAAAGCUUGAGAAGCCGAUCGCUAAAGCUUCGGACAGGUUGAGUUACUUCAAUGAGUUUUUGCCUGAGGAUCGCGAUCCGGCUCACGCUUGGCCCGUCAUCUUCUUUGUCUUCAUCCUCGCACUAGCAGCUAUGAAUCUAAAUAAUCAUCAUGGAAGCUUGGCCCCGCCAAUGAAGAAAGUGAGAAUACAUCCUCCAAAUGCUUCCCGUAUACAACUUCCAGAUGGGAGACACAUGGCUUAUCACGAACAAGGUGUCCCAGCUGACAUAGCUAGAUUUACUAUAAUUACUCCACAUUCUUUCCUUUCAUCUCGGCUUGCAGGUAUACCUGGAAUUAAGAUGCCUUUACUUGAAGAGUUUGGUAUUCGCUUGGUCAUGUUUGACCUUCCUGGUUUUGGGGAGAGUGACCCUCAUCCCAACAGAAAUCUCAACUCAUCAGCAUUGGAUAUGCUGCACCUAGCCAAUGCUGUCGGUGUUGAAGAUAAGUUUUGGGUGCUAGCCCACUCAAGCGGAGGCAUGCAUGCUUGGGCUGCACUUAAAUACAUUCCCGACAAAGUUGCAGGUGCAGCGUUGUUGGCCCCAAUUAUGAAUCCAUAUGAGCCUGGCAUGACCAGAGAAGAGAUGAAAAGGACAUGGGAGAAUUGGAUGCCAAGAAGAAAAUUUAUGUAUUUCUUAGCUCGCAGAUUUCCUAGAUUUCUCUCCUCUUUCUAUCAUCGGACCUUUUUAUCUGGAAAACUAGAGCGGAUUGAUAAGUGGUUAUCUGUCUCGCUGGGAAAGAAGGACGAAGUUCUAAUUGAAGAGCCAGUAUUUGAAGAACUGUGGGAUAGAAAUAUGGAGGAAUCAAUCCGCCAGGGAAACGUAAAACCAUUCAUAGAAGAAGCAGUUUUGCAAGUAUCAGAUUGGGGUUUUAAGUUGUCAGAACUUCGGGUGCAGAGAAGGUGUCAAGGUAGAGGAAUUCUUCCUUGGCUCAAAUCCAUGUACAGUCAGGCAGAAUGCGAACUGACGGGAUUUCUAGGCCAAAUACACAUAUGGCAGGGCAUGGAUGACCACGUGGCUCCAUCAUCAAUGGCCGACUAUAUAGCCCGGGUUUUACCAGAAGCCAUAGUGCACAAGCUCCCUAAUGAAGGCCACUUCUCCUACUACUUUUUCUGUGAUGAAUGCCAUCGGAAGAUACUUUCCACACUCUUUGGACCUCCCCAAGGUCCAAUCUUCAAUAAUAAGGAAUUGGAGCAAACUCCAUUGGAAGAAAAUGAACAAGAGAAGCCAUGAAUUGCUUGCCUCUCAGUCUCACACACUGUAACAGUAAUAAUAAUAAUACGUGAAGUGGAUAUCAUAGGUUUUUAAUUUCCCACAUUCACAUGUAAAUACCACACAGGUAGCUCCGAGCCUUAGUGGAGCCUGAAAGAUAAGUUUUAGCUUAAUAUUUAUGUUUCAAAAGUUUUGAUUAGUAAUCCCUCGACAUGAAUAGAGACGAGAAAAUUUGUUGUACGAGAAUAAUUGAGUUCUAGUGCUGACACUUGCAUUUUAUGCUUA